Drosophila mojavensis is the source of this 1295-nucleotide messenger RNA. RefSeq lists its product as uncharacterized. The record is from RefSeq and is a predicted model, not a curated record. The transcript has 3 exons. The coding region runs from base 411 to 1145 and encodes 244 amino acids. NCBI's taxonomy places the organism in Eukaryota, Metazoa, Arthropoda, Insecta, Diptera, Drosophilidae.
AAUUAAGUUCCGGUAAAUGUCAGUUUCAUGCUGCUUACACAAAUAGCUCAAAAAUGGUAGCCAUAAAAAAAAUCGGAGCAUUUAUAGUGCUGCAAAACGAGCAAAAUUUGUAGGCUGUAAUACAUUUCUUAUAAUAAUAGAAUAGUUUCACUAUAUUCAUAAAAAAAUUUAAUUAAAAUUGUAUUAUUAAGUUGAUUCAUUCACUUUUUAAGAAAUAAUACAUUUCUAAUAAUAAUAGUAUGCUAGUUAAAAUUAAUUAUGUUAAAAGUGUAUAAUUAAGUGAAAAUGGUUGGUUGGUUAUAUAUUUUUCCAUUGAUCAUUUGCAACACCGAAAACAAAAAAAUUGAAAAAAAUCUAACAAAGUGCGCACACACAAAAAUCGAGAACAGAGCAAUAUAUUAAUAGAGUUUAUGAUCAAACAUCAGGAAAUUGCCAAAGGACUCGGAAAUGGCGAACGCUUUGUUGUGGAUGGCAAAUGGCGUAGUCUCGCGGAUGAUCUGAACGCUGAAGGACCUCCCUAUAAGAAUGUUUCCUCAUGGAAAAAGGUUUGGUCUGAUUGGAAAAUAUCCAUAAAGAAGAAACUUUUGCAAAUCAAAAACCAACCAAAUCAACAUGUUGUCCUAAACCCUGCUGAGGAAUCAAUUGCCCAUCUGUGUGGGUUAUACGAUAAAGUGGAAAUUAUUAGUUGCGGCAAAUCCUCUGGCUAUCCUAGCGAACAGGACGACAUAUCGAAUGUCAAACUCGAACGUCGUAGUUCUCAAUCUAGAACUGAAGAUGAAAGUCUAGCCGAUCUGUGUGGAUCCUAUGAAAUUGUCGAUGUAGGAGCAGGGCAACAAAGCCCAACACGUCUUCAGCAGUCGAAACCCACAAUUAAUGUUAAUGCGGAUAAGGAUAAAGUUAAACGCAAACACUCGGCCGAUUUAGAUGCAGAUUUUGCUGACAGAAAUCGCAGGCGCAGUCGUUAUACGGACAGUCUUGAGGACAUCUGUGGAGCUCAAAAUGCAUUAAUGACACGCGUCGCAGAUAGCCUCGAUGCAAUGCGUUCCACAAUGGCGGAGCAGACGAAUACUAUGCUGCAACAUUUCAAACGAAUGGAGGAAAUAGAAUUGAAAAAGCUGGAGGUUUUGAAAUGUCUUAAGAAAUAGUACAAGUAUUAUACAAAUAGUGUUAGUUACCUAGUAUAUAUUGUUUUUAUAUCAUUACUACUAGUAAUAAAUGCGUGUACAUAUUCUCUGAAUGUGAAAAGGUCGUGGACAUUAUAAAUAAAUAUUUAGGAGGUUAAAUGUUUAUAUUAA